AUGGCUGUCGGGCAGCUCUCCGACCAAAUCUGGUACUGGGGUAAUGUUGACAAAUCUACAGUUACUGAGAUCAUGCAAGAUCAACCAGAAGGGACGUUCAUGGUGCGAGAUGCGUCCUCUCCAGGAGAUUAUACGUUAACUGUCAGAUUUGGUGGCUGUACAAAACUGGUCAGAAUACAUGUGUACAAAGGAAGAUGUGGUUUCGCUCUAGAAUCUCUCACUCAUGACUCAGUUGUAAGCCUUAUUGAGUUCUACAGAACAAGAUCGCUCAAGUGUUACAACGCUCAGCUGGACGUGUGUCUCAAAUAUCCAUUACCACGUCGUAAAAACUCUGUGUGGGGAACUGAUGCGCCCUCUGUUUCGUCGUCGGUUUCGCCUCCGGUGCCGGCUUUCAAUCCCGAUUGGGAACUUCGACUGGGUUUGGAACGCCUUAGAAUAUGUCAAACAUCAGUUGAUCGUGCUGCUCGUCUGUUUGAUGCUGUCCAUGAGGAAAAGAAAAUGGCUGAUGAUCUUCACUAUGAGUACACUCAAGCUAUUGUAGAUUUGGAGCGGAAAGUUAAACAACUCGAAGAUGUCUUAAGCACUCUUCAAAGCUGCAGAGAGUCUAAUGAUGAAACUGAUCCUAAACGUGUCCACACGUUUAAGGCUAACUCUGAGCUUGUGGAAAUGGGAAUAAAGAAGUUGAAGGAAGAGCGUGAAUUCGUGGUAGACCGUCGUGCUAAGGUGGCGAAAAUCAUAGAAGAUUUGGAGCAAGCUUCAGCUCAUGCGAAGGAGCGUCUUGUCUCCUGUCAUAAUACACGCAAUCAAUCUUACGCAGAUCUCUAUAAAAAAGGAGUACCGAAGCAAAAGUUGGGAGAAACGAUAGAACAUGCAACAAGCAUGCUAGAAAAGGAGUCCCUGCAAGCCAGUGAACUGCUCGCCGAUAUUUCACUGACAUGGGAACCGGCAAACUACCUUGUGAAUGAUCCCUCAAAGGAAGCAGCAGCAGCACUUAUUUCACGCGCUCGUGCUCGUCGCUUGGAGAAGAUGGGUCCGAACCAAACAACAGAUGGCAUUUUUUUGAUUCGUCCUUCUGCUUCACAGGCCAACAAGCUUGUGCUCAGUGUGCUCCAUGGAGAACGAUUGUCUCACUGCCUCAUCGGACAGACCUCACAGGGAUGGGGUUUUGAUAAUGGUGGAGUUUAUUUCGUUACUAUUGGCGACUUUGUUCGUUAUUAUGCUCAUACUUCGCUGGAGGAGCAUAAUUCUGAAAUCAAAACAACGCUAACUAUGCCAGCCUUAUGA
This is a messenger RNA of Haemonchus placei, 1284 nucleotides long. Lineage: Eukaryota; Metazoa; Nematoda; Chromadorea; Rhabditida; Trichostrongylidae. The record is from the annotation of a GenBank genome assembly.